CUUCGAGGAGAAAGGGACACCGUUAGAACUCGGUCAGUUACUCUCAGUCUCUCCCCGCCGUAAGAUAUGGAUCAGUCAGGGGGAGAGCAGGCAGGAUGGAAAUUUUGGAAGCAGAGGAGGUACGUCGUAACCCUCUUGGCUUUCCUGGGCUUCUUCAAUGUCUAUUCCCUCAGAGUGAACCUCAGCGUCGCCAUUGUAGAUAUGACGUCUGUGCGGAAGAUAGUAACAGAAAAUGGAACACAAUAUUUGGAACCAGACUUUGAUUGGGACUCCAAAACUCAAGGGCUGAUACUCAGUUCUUUUUUUUAUGGCUACAUAUGCACCCAACUACUUGGGGGUUGGUUUAGCACAAAAUAUGGAGGUGCGACUGUAUAUGGACUUGGUGUUACAACAACAGCAUUCCUAACCCUAAUCACUCCUCUAGUUGUCAGUACAUCAUCAUAUUAUCCUCUAGUAAUCCUAAGGAUAAUAGAAGGAUUGUUUGAGGGCGUCACUUAUCCUUGUAUACAUACUGUAUGGUCAAAAUGGGCACCACCCGCAGAGAGAGCAUCAAUGGCUUCUUUUGCGUUUUCUGGCAGCUAUGUGGGAACAGUUAUCGCUAUGCCAUUGUCUGGUGUAUUAGCUGAAAAUUUUGGUUGGCCAUCAAUAUUUUAUGUUACAGGUAUUGUUGGUCUCAUUUGGUCUUGUGCUUGGUAUUAUUUUGUAAAGAACACACCGGAAGAUGACAUAAAUGUUACCCCGGAAGAACAUAAGUACCUCAAAGAAGCUCUAGGUGAUGUCAACACAAAAGAGAUUGUUCAUCCUUGGAAAGAAUUUUUAAAGUCAAUGCCACUUUGGGCAAUAGUUAUGGCUCACUUUUGUGAAAACUGGGGAUUUUACACUCUAUUGACUCAGCUUCCUACUUUCAUGAAAGAUACAUUGAACUUUGAAUUGACAAAGGCUGGCAUAUUGGCUUCUCUCCCUUAUCUCGUAAUGGCAAUUAUUAUGCAGUUUGCUGGUAGAUUAUCUGAUUGGCUUUGUAACAAAAAAAUUCUUUCUGUGACAAAUGUUAGGAAAACAUUUAACUGUACAGCAUUUCUAUCCCAAACUGUAUUUAUGAUACUUGCUGCACAUCUAAUGACUGCUUCAGGUGUGAUAAUUUGUUUAGUCUUAGCAGUUGGUCUAGGAGCAUUUUCAUGGCCUGCUUUUGGUGUUAAUCAUCUAGAUAUUGCACCUCAGCAUGCAGGUGUUCUAAUGGGAUUUUCAAAUACUUUCGGGACCUUACCUGGAAUUUUUAGUCCACUCAUCAGUGGUUUUAUAGUUACCAAUAGAACAGCGGAAGAAUGGGCAAUUGUUUUUUACAUAGCUGCAACUCUCUACUUAAUAGGAGCUAUAUUCUAUGGUGUCUUUGCAUCAGCAGAAAGACAGCACUGGGCAUUAGACAAGGAAGAAACCAAUAUGAAAAAAGAAACCAAUAUGAAGAAAGAAACCAAUUCCUAUGUAAACGGAGCACUCAUUCUUGAUGAAACACAAACUGUUUAGAACAUAUUUUGUACCAACUGAAAAUUAAAAAUGUGCUGCAUUAUUUAUGUAAUAUAUUUAAAGAGUUUCUUUAGUUCAUAUAAUUGGCACAUUAUAAAUUAUACUGUGUAUAGUAUUAGCUUUUAGCAUUACCUAAGAUACAAAAUGUAAUUAAAAAAGUAUGCAGUAUUUGUUUUCAAGGUAAAGCUAAAAAAAAUAUUUAAAAAAAUAAGUAUGCUUUAAAAAAGAUUACCUUUUAGCUGUGAUUCAAUACCACAUUUUGAAAAUAUUUAAGUUCAUCAUUUUAAUGUAAAUAUGUGUUCAUGUAAUGUAGAAAGAAACAUUUCUGGCUGUGAAUAAAUGUUACUUGAUGAGGGAUA
Molecule: messenger RNA, 1880 nt
Organism: Nezara viridula (southern green stink bug)
Lineage: Eukaryota; Metazoa; Arthropoda; Insecta; Hemiptera; Pentatomidae
Source: the annotation of a GenBank genome assembly